Funneliformis geosporum is the source of this 355-nucleotide messenger RNA. The record is from the annotation of a GenBank genome assembly. NCBI's taxonomy places the organism in Eukaryota, Fungi, Glomeromycota, Glomeromycetes, Glomerales, Glomeraceae.
AACACUUAAACCUACUGAAAGAAUUUGUUUAUACCUUAAUCUAAAAAUAAUAAUCUCCACAUUCUGUUUAGCUGCGGCUAUGACAUACUCCGAAUCCAAUGAAAACAGGUGGACGGUUGUUUCUGAGCUAUUAUUACUUGAUUUUUUGGAUCGACGGAUAAACGACGUUGAGCAAUUAAAAAUGCGAGGGAUUGCAGCAAUGAAAGUUAAACGCAAAUUAUGGGAUGAUGCAUCGAAUAUGUUACUUAAUUCCAAUUACAACUAUUCUGCCGAACAAUGUGCGACUAAGUGGAAGAAUAUUAAGCAAAACAACAAAAAAGGAUCGACCGAAAGCGAUCGUAUUCGUAUUCCCUAA